Molecule: messenger RNA, 3927 nt
Organism: Cryptomeria japonica (Japanese cedar)
Lineage: Eukaryota; Viridiplantae; Streptophyta; Pinopsida; Cupressales; Cupressaceae
Exons: 4
Coding region: 1-3927 (1308 amino acids)
Biological process (GO): DNA repair
Molecular function (GO): RNA-DNA hybrid ribonuclease activity; DNA binding
Source: RefSeq, a predicted model, not a curated record
AUGAUAGUUAUCUCAUGGAAUGUAAGGGGCUUGAACAGCGGCCCUAGACAAAAGGCUGUUUGGGAUUUAGUUAGGAGUCAUUCUCCUGAUGUUCUCUUCCUUCAGGAGACUAAGGUUUCUGUGGAAUGCAUGAUGAGUAUUGCAUCUAAGCUGUGGAGGAAUGGUCUAUGUCAGUGUAUUGGAGCUCAGGGAUCUUCGGGGGGUGUGGCAUGUAAGCUCCUGGUCUGGAAUAAUAUUUUUUUGGUUCGUAGUUUAUUUCCUUACUUGCCAUGGAUUGUUGUUGGGGACUUUAAUGCUAUUCUUGAUCUAACGGAAAAACGAGGAGGUAAUACAAGACUGGAUCCUUCUUCUUUCUUGCUCCGAGAUAAUAUCUCAGCACUCAAUCUCGUGGAUAUCAAGCCUAGCAAUGGCCGCUUCACUUGGAAUAAUAGAAGGGAGGGUGACAGGUGCAUUGCUGAACGCUUAGACCGUUUCAUGGUUUCCUAUUUUUGGGUGGGUGGAUUGUGGUCUUCCAGUUCUGAAAUUUUGGAUUGGAGAGGCUCAGAUCAUUGGCCAAUUAAGCUUGUCACUUCUUCAGCUCGUCUGCCUCAGAAGCUGCCUUUUAAGUUCCAGCUUAUGUGGCUUCGUGACCCGGACCUCUAUGGUUGCGUUGCCGAAUGGUGGCAGGUUGGCAGGCCGGCUUUUGGUACAGCAAUGUAUGUUUUUGCUAAGCUUCUCCAAUUGAUUAGGGAGGAGGGAGUGUCUGAAUACUUGUUACGGGAAGAAGCCAGAGCUCUAAAAGCUUUGGAGGAAUGGGAGUUGAGAGAGGAAAUCUUUUGGAAACAGAAAGCUCGGAUUGAGUGGCUUAAGGAGGGAGACAAGAACACUGCCUUCUUUUUCAAUUCAGUGAAAGCCAGACAACAUGGUAAUGCUAUUUCAUCUCUGGUGACUGAUAGGGGAGAGGUUAUUUCUUCUACUCAGGGUAUCGCUGAUGAAGCAGUGCAGUAUUUUGCUUCUUUAUUUAGAGAGGAAGCACAGGGAGACUCUGUUGCAGAGGCCCAGGUCCUUUCCUGUAUUCCUUCUUUGGUUUCUUUGGAAAUGAAACAAUAUCUUAUGAGUGUCAUAACUUUGGAGGAGUUAGAAAAAAUAGUUUUCCAGAUGAAAAAAGGUAAGGCUCCUGGUCCAGACGGUUUCCCGAUUGAGUUCUUCCAGGAAUUUUGGGACAUUAUCAAGUUUGAUUUAUUGGCAGUUGUUCAAGAAUCCCAGAAGAAUAAGCAAAUGCUCCGGGCCCUGAACUCUACCUUCUUGGCACUCAUUCCCAAGGGGGAGGGGGCUAACCGAUUAAGUCAAUUUCGCCCUAUUUCUCUUUGCAACGUAACUUAUAAAAUUAUAUCUAAAUUGAUAGCUGAAAGGUUGAAAAAGGGGCUUACUGUGCUAAUCUCCGAAGAGCAAAGUGGCUUUGUGGAAGGUCGUCAGAUUUUGGAUGGGGUGGUGGUGGCUACUGAGACUAUCCAUUCCAUGGCCAGCUCUAAAGCCAAAGCUAUGUUCAUCAAGCUGGAUAUGGCCAAGGCGUAUGACAGAGUUCGUUGGUCCUUCCUGCAGAAGGUCUUGAGUGCCUUUGGUUUUGAGGAGGAAUGGAUUUGUUGGGUUAUGAGUUGUGUGGGGUCGACUUCCUUCUCAGCUUUGAUUAAUGGGGAGCACUCCAACCUCUUUGGGGCCUCUCGGGGUUUGCGGCAGGGUGACCCUCUUUCUCCUUACCUGUUUCUUCUUUUGGUGGAAGGUCUGGGUCGGUUGAUUAAAAGGAAUGUUGAAGGAGGCUUUAUUCAGGGCUGGCAGUGGGGAGGGGGUAUUCCUGUUCAAUCUCACCUACAGUUUGUGGAUGAUAUAGCUUUGAUGGGUUUGGCUACUAUUCGGGAGGCUUCUAACAUGCGCAGAGCGCUAGAUGUCUACCUUGCUGCUUCUGGUCAGUUAAUUAAUGAGGGCAAGUCUUCAAUUUUUUUCUUCAACACUCCGCCUUCAAUUCAACGAAGAAUUGCCCAUAUUCUCAGGUUCCAAAUUGGAAGUCUUCCUUUUCUAUACCUUGGGAUCCCCAUCUCUACUGGCAGGCAGUCUAGGGAUUCCUGGCAGGUCAUUCUGGAUAAGUUCAAUGUCAAAGUGAACCACUGGACUCAUCGUUGGCUAUCCUUUGCUGGUCGGGUCCAGUUACUUCAAUCUGUGGUACAGGCUCUUCCCCUCUACAGAUGUUUGAUUCAGGUGGCGCCGAUGAGCUUUGUUAAGAGCCUUGAUUCUUUAGCCAGACAGUUUUUAUGGGCUGGUAAUUUGUCAUCAACUAAGUGGAGCCUUAUUAAGUGGGAGACUGUUUGUAGUCCUAAAAGAUUUGGUGGUCUUGGAUUACAUCAAUCUUUGCUUUCUGGUAUUGCUCUGGCAGCUAAAUUGUAUUGGCGAUGGUGUGUGGAACAGGAUCGGGUGUGGGCUAGGAUCUUGUCUCACAAGUAUUUUUUUGGGAUCCCCCAGCGUGAUAUCCCUCGAUAUAGCUUGGCAGGGAAAGGUUCGACGAUUUGGAAUACUCUCAAGAAGGGGGCGGCGCUCAUCAAGGGUGGUUUCUUCUGGAUUUGUAAGAGUGGGAUAGAGGUAGUGGAAGCAAGAUGGAAGACUUCAAGGGAGUGGCCUAUUCUUGGGUUGGAAGUUGAGUGUGCUGAGCUUCAUAACAUCCUUUCGGGUCAUAGCUGUAGCACCCUGAUGGAUAGUGAUGUGUUGGCCUGGUCCCCUAAUCCCAAAGGUACUUACACUGUGUCUUCUGGUUAUCAGGCACUGCUCUCUCAACAAUUUUCUGGUGGGGAAGUCCAUUGGUGGAAGAGAGUCUGGAAUAAUUUCUCUUGGCCAAAAUGUAAUUGCUUUUCUUGGACUUUGGCUUGGAAUAGAUGCUUGACCUGGGACAAUAUUCAGAAGAGGGGUUUUGCUGGCCCUUCUAGGUGUGUUCUAUGUGGUGGGGGGGAGGAAGAUUCUCCACAUUUAUUCUUUCGCUGCCCAUUCACAUUGCAACUAUGGCACUUCUGGUGGGAUGCCUGGAAGAGUCAGUGCUUUCAUGCAUCCUCCCUAGCUGAGUUUUGGAUGAGACUGGGAAGGCCCCCUUCCUCGGCUACAUUCUUGCAGGAUGUCUGGUAUGCUGGCCCUAUCUUUUUGCUAUGGCAAGUUUGGUUGGAAAGGAAUCGUAGAAUCUUUCGGGGUGAACAAUUGGGGAUUCAACAGGUUUGGACUAGAAUUAUGGGAAUGGUCCAGGAAACUGUGACAGUUAAGAGUGAGAUUAUUUUGCCAAUGGAGGAAGGCGAUGCGGAGAUAGUUAAUAGGUUUGGUAUACAGGGGAUAUCUCCAGCCUCAGCUUGCGCCAGGAGAGGUAGGCGUGUGAAACAUAGAGCUCAAAGGAUGGGGAAAUGGCUCCCCCCUCCUGCUGGCUUUCUGAAAAUUAACACGGAUGGUUCUUCUAGGGGUAAUCUAGGCCCAGCUGGGAUUGGUGGGAUUGGUAGGGAUUCUUCUGGAUCUGUGGUUUUUAUCUUCUCGGCUAAUGAGGGGGUGCAGACUGUUAAUAGGAUGGAAGGCUUGGCUAUUCUAUAUGCUUUGAAGAGAGCUUAUGCCCUAGGGUGGCGGAAGGUGAUCUAUGAAGCUGACUCUCAAAUUCUGGUUAAUUUGCUCCUUCAGAGGAAGAUGUCUGAGGUUAGUUGGCAACUAUCUGUGUUAGUACAACAGAUACUACAGGUUAGCUCUGUAAUGGAUUCGGUGUCGUUUACCCAUAUUCCAAGGGAAUGGAAUAGGGCAGCUGAUUGUCUGGCUAAAUGGGCAUCAGAAGAUGUUGAUGACCGGAGGAUUGAUGAGUGGGAGCAGUUGCCCUAUGAGCUAUGUCAGGAUUUGGAGAAGAUUCUUGUUGAAGAUGAAAGUGGUGUUGGGGAAUGA